Messenger RNA from Ruditapes philippinarum (Manila clam), 1708 nucleotides. RefSeq names its product hillarin-like. The annotation marks the transcript as partial. NCBI's taxonomy places the organism in Eukaryota, Metazoa, Mollusca, Bivalvia, Venerida, Veneridae. The transcript is spliced from 7 exons. The record is from RefSeq and is a predicted model, not a curated record.
UAUUUGACGUCAUUCGUCUUUCAAAAUGGCCGCGCUGUAGGAAUUUCACGUUUUUUCCAAGAUUUUCGAAGACAGUCUUACAGAAAAAUAAAGUAGAAUGGGAAGCGGAAGUUCAAAAAAGUCGUCUGCUGCGAAAGCGGACGCUGAUGGUGAUGCAAAUAAAAAGAAGAAAAGCAUAAGACGGAAGUCGAAUGAUGGAAGUUAUGACGACAAUGUUACAAAUACACGACAACCACCAAAAGGAAUCCGGAAGCACGUGGCAUCAGACAGGCGGAAAUCAGACGAGGUGACCAGACAGCUUGUGGUGCUCGAAUCAGAGAAUCUAGCGCUGGCUGGUGACUGGGAAUUAGAGAAAGGCGUUGACAGUGAAAUAAAGCUAACUGAUGUUUCGUACCCGCCACCUCGUCCUAGCAAACCUAUUACAGACACCUCUGCUUUCAGCGCUGUAGAUUUCGAAGUUAUCAUGAAUAAUAUGAACGAUCCAAAACUAGCAGGUGGCAGUAUUGAAGACGUCGCUGCACGACUUACAGCCAACUAUAGCACAGAGAUUGUCAAGGUUCGAGCACUUACAACAUGGAUGAGCUGCCAGAAGAUUCGAACCCGGACGUACAGUAACGACGCCAAGCCUGGUACAGUAUUGGUUUAUAUGAAACAGAUAAAAGAAUUACAGGGAACAUUUGCUGGUUUACUAGCACUGUUAUGUAGGGCCAUAGACAUACCUUGUGUAAUCAUAAAAGGAAUAUACAAGUCACACUGCCAUCAAGUUGGAGAAGAUGACGUCAGCAAUUCUAAAUGCACAUGGAACGCCGUACACGUGGACGGAAGUUGGCAACUCGUGCAUCCAUAUCUAAUGUGUACCCCACUUUCCACACAGACGUGUAAAGAUAACUGGACACAAAUAGAGACCUCUGUCGUACAGCAGGAACAAAAACCCGGUGUCGUGUUAAAUACAUUCUUUUUCGCUCCGAAGCCUUCAGACUUUUUAUAUUUUUGUCUUCCCGAUGAUUCAAUGAGUAAUUGGCAAUUAACUGAGACGAAAACUCAUUACAAAGCCUUCCUAAAGUCACCCUUUCUUCGUCCGGCUUUCUUCUCUUCUAAAAUGCAACUUGUUAGUGAACACAAGUCAGUUUUGUUGUCAGAAGGUGGGAGGUGUAAUAUAAAGAUGCAGUGUCAACAAGAAAACGUGAAUGAUUUAGAGUUAAUGUAUGAGCUGUACUCAAAUGAUCCUGAUUUUGAGAAGAAAGAAGAAUGGGGAGAUUUAGUGGUGUGCGGCCGUAAUGAGGACACUUGGAAUAUACAGAUAAAGUUCCCGGUUGCUGGGACCUUUAAAGUAGCACUGUUUGCUAAAUUAGAAGACUGGUUCUUUUGGAUAGGCGAUUUUAAAAUUGUCUGCGGAGAAUCUCUCGUGGACUAUGUCGCAACACCAGCGGUGCCUAAAGAAAUUGGGUACGGUCCAUCAACCGGAAGUGAGGAGGCGGGUCUAUUGUCUCCAUCACAUGACGGCGGUAUUGUAUUCUAUAAACCAAACGAAGAACAUAUCAUUAAAUUUCUGACAAACGAGAAGGUAUUAUUAAGUCAUGAAAUAGAAAGCACAGGAAGUGAAAGCGAAGACUUGCAACAAUAUUGUAAGAUGAUGGUGCGGAAAAGUGAAAUUGACUUCAUCAUAAACCUGCCGUCGUCGGGAGAGUUUGCCCUGCGUAUUUAUAAA